Molecule: messenger RNA, 3676 nt
Organism: Anoplopoma fimbria (sablefish)
Lineage: Eukaryota; Metazoa; Chordata; Actinopteri; Perciformes; Anoplopomatidae
Product: ribosomal RNA processing protein 1 homolog B-like
Exons: 16
Coding region: 140-3190 (1016 amino acids)
Biological process (GO): rRNA processing
Cellular component (GO): nucleus; preribosome, small subunit precursor; preribosome, large subunit precursor
Source: RefSeq, a predicted model, not a curated record
GAAAAAAAAAGAAGAAGAAGACGAAGACGCUGCCACUGGGAACGUCAUCAGUCCGCGUCGCAUCAGAGAAACGUGGAGAGAAGAGGGAGCAAACUCAAGUGGACACUGUCGGAGAGUCCCCGCGUGAAUCGGUGUGAACAUGGCGUCGAACCAAGAGCCAGAGGUCCAGCUCGCUCAGAGAUUAGCUUCCAACGAGAAGCCCGUCCGGACCAAGGCUGUAAAGAAACUGAGGAAAUACAUAAACGUCCGGUCUCACAUCGCGACAGGUGGAUUCACCAGUGAUGAGCUGCUCAAGCUGUGGAAGGGUCUGUUCUACUGCCUGUGGAUGCAGGACAAACCGCUGCUCCAGGAGGAACUCUCCAACCAAAUCUCUACCCUGAUCCACAGCUUCCAUGAUAUUGACGGACAGCUGUUAUAUCUGGAGAGCUUCUUGCAGACCUUCAAAAGAGAGUGGACUGGUAUCGACAGGCUGCGGAUGGACAAGUUCUUCCAGCUGGUUCGCUUCAUGUUCAGACAAACCUUUCAGAUGCUCAAGAGGAAAAACUGGGAGAGCAGUGCGGUUGGCAGGUUUCUAGAGCUGUUGACAGCACACCUCCUGCAGAGCGGCAGCGGUGCGCCCUGCGGGCUGCAGUUCCACGUCCUGGACCUUUACAUGACAGAGCUGGCAGCUGUGGGUUCAGCAGAGCUCACUGCUGAUCAGAACUUGAUAUUCAUCGAGCCGUUUUGCAAGACAGCAGCCAAAACCAAAGAUCGGUCUCUUUUCAGUGCCGUCUGCAACAGCAUCCUGAGCACUAUUAUUGAACAGGCCCCCUUCGCUAUUGAAGAUUUGAUGAAGGAGUUGAAAGCCGCUGAGGACUCAGACUCUGGACAGGCUUCUGAAGAGGACGACGACGACGCACUUAAUGAGAAGAUGAGCAAACUGGUCGGAAAGAAAGGGACAAGGGAGCAGUUAAACGGCAAUGUAUCAAAUGAAGACGAGGGCGAUGAUAGUGAUGAUGCUGAGCUUCUUCAUGAGGAAGACUCAGACACAGAGGUCUCAUGUGAUGAAGCCGUCGGACCAGUCCUACAGUUUGACUAUGCCGCCCUGGCAGACAAGCUGUUCGAGUUAGCCAGUCGGAGCAGCACACCCAGCAGGAACAGACAGAGGCUCUAUAAGAUCAUCAAAGUACUGCGUGAUCUGAAUGAAGGCAUCUUUCCUCAGGAUGAGUAUCCAGAGGAGGUCUCCACAGAUGAGGAUGAUGACAUGUUCGGCAGCAGGAAGAGGAUGAAGAGAGGAGGAGGUCACAUGCAAGAUGACGAUGAAGGGGUGCCAGGAGCCAAGAAAAGUAAAGGGGGGAAAAAGAAGGCAGCCACACCCGACAAGCAAGGCAAAGAUUCAGGGAAAGAUGACAAUGAACCAGCUGACCUAACUGCAAAUGAAAACAAAAAAAAGAAGAAAAGGAAGAAGAAGAAGAAGAAGGCAGUUGAGGAUGGACGUGCAGACGGCUCUGAACAGGAACAGACUGUGGGUCAAGCUCAAAGCACAAUCAAAGAGACUGAAGGAGGUCCGGAGUGUUCAGAGACCGGAGAUUUGGAAAAAGAAGCACAGACGCAAAGCUCCCUAGCACCUGUAACGGUGACAGAGGCAAAUACUCCAGAGGGCCAGUCAGAAACUCUGCUCAUCUCUGAAGUCAAGAAACAGCCUACAGUUACUGUCACAGAAGAAACCAGCCAACAAGCUGUCUGCGCAAUUGACAACAAGCAUCAAUCUGUUAAGUUUUCAAAGAUGACCAGAAAGAGAGGGACUUCUGAGCUUAAAGCUGAGGAGGCAGAGGAGCAGCAGGCUCCUGUUGGAGCAGAGCCAGAAAUGUCCUCCAAAGUAGAUCCUACAGUCACAGGGAAGAAGAAAAAGAAGGGCCUGAAGGUGAACUUACAAACAGAUGAGUCGGCAGAAAAAAACAUUGCAACACCUGAAACUGAUUCUACAACCCAGAAAAAGAAGGGCCUGAUGACUGAGAAGAAUCUCAAGGAGGUGGAGGUUAACGGUGUGAGCACAGAAGCAAAUUUCCCAUCAAUACGUCAUGGGGAUUCAGAGGAAGAUGGCUCAACCACCGGACUUGGUAAGCAGACGGAUUCUAUAACCCCAUGCAAUAAGAAGAGUAAGAAAAAGAACCUGAAGGCUAGUGAAGUGCCAAACGUUGAGGCCCAAUUCGAGGAAGAGGGAAAAAACACCAAUGCUGAAGUCAGAUCAGUUGUUGAGGAAGGAUCACAAGAUGCCACCACAGCACCACCUACAAAGAAGACAAAGAAAAAAGGAAAGAAAGAGGAUGCAACACUUGAUGAAAGCACUGUAAUCCAGCUCAACAAGAAAAGGAAAAAGAAUCAAAAAGAAUGUAAGCCUUCAGUGGAAGAGAACACAGCGGCUGUGGAAACCCACCAGGCAGUGGAUGCUGAGAAACUGCCGUUCGAGAUCACCAUGACAACACCAGCAAAGAAUAAGAAAAAGAAGUUGGCAGCAGGUCAACUGAAGAGGAAAGAUAAAAGCCAGAUGCAGGUGGUUUGCUGUGUCGAUGCAGAACUCGCAUCGGGUGAAAUUGAUGGCGUCUCUUCCUCUGGAAAACUGACCAAGAAGAAGAAGAGGAAGAUCCCUGUGGUGUUUGAGUAUGAGGUCGAUGAGCUGGAGGCGGCUGCCCGGGAGGCUCCAUUGAUCAACGGGGUCGCAGAAGAAGACAUUGUUACCAAGAAGUCAAAACCAGACAGUGAUGUUGGAGAGACAUCCACUCCUCUUCGCACUAAAAAGUCACAAAAGAAGGCUAAGACUUCCUCGGGGUCAGCGUUUGACUUCAUCACCUUUCAGAGCAACGCAAAAGCCCCAACACCCCUCUUUUGCAAAACCAAGGGGAGCCCCAGGACCCCGCUGUCCAGCAAGAAGAAGAGUCAAACUCCCAAAUCAGAUUCCAAAAAGGUGACCUUCGGUCUCAAGAAUAAUAAGACAGCUGAGUUUCGGAAGACUGAUCGCAGCCUGCUGGUGAGUCCAGAAGGCUCAUCACGAGUGCCCUUCGACCCCAAACAGAAGCCCAAGUUUGGGGUCUUGAAGUCUCCGCCCACACCACUCACCGCCAGAAAGACCCCCAAGGCCAACAGGAAGACCAGCUUGAUUACUCCAAAGAGUACGCCUAAACGUCGACCUUCGGCGGCAGACUUCUUCUAACAUCCCACGCUGACAGGCUGUAGAUACUGACGUCAUGCUCUCUGUGAACUCAUGAAUAGACUGAUUUAGAACACCUCCCAUUUGGAGAUAUAAAGUGGUAUUCUUUGUUUUUUAUCUCGUAUCAGUGUUACUUUUUGCCUCUGAGUGAUUUAAUGUUUUAAUAGUUAUUCAUUACAGUUUUUCCAAUGUAAUCAUCUUUUCAGUUAUUGUGUGAUCGAGUUUGAUACAGCCCAUGUCAAAAUAAAUUAUAUUUUGGGAAAAAAUGUCUUUAAGGAGAAAACAAAAAUGAUAACCCAAAGUGUCCUACGUCUUUUCUUUACUUCAGUCAUAUUGAAGACCUUUUGAUGCAAACUUAAGACAAAUGUCUGAAGAGAGUAAAUAUAAAGAAUGGUAGUGUACCCCCUGUUUAACUCAGGUCAUUUUCUUAUUAGGAAAGUGUGAUACAACAAAUCCAAAGCCAUCUUCAGCCUUUCAUUUGAAUGAGGC